GCUUCCUCAUUGGAAGAUGCAUUUAAUGUUUGACCCAACCAAACCAAAGUCGAUCUCUUCUUCCAUCCAAAUUUGGCGAGCAAUCGGCAAUGGGACUCGUCUUGUUCGCGUUCGCAGGCGUUGGCUUCAUUCUCAUCGGCACACACGAAGCCAUUAAUCAGUCAAAGAAAAGGCCUUCCGCACUCUUCUUCAUCUCUCUCGUAACAUUCUCUUCCUUCUUCAUCAUUAACUCCGCCGUGUCACUCCUCGACGCUCACAACUCAAACGACGCCGUCGGCACGGCCCUUCAGCUGCAGGUUCUAUCCAUAGCUUUGAUUUUCCUCUUCUACUCCGUUCUGCCUCUCCUUCAGACGCUUCCCUCCGCGUUGGUGGGUCUGGUUGCCGCUUUCGCUUUGGCGGAAGAGUUUCUGUUGUUCUAUCUUCAGAGAAAAGAUUCGAACGGGGUGGAGAACCGUUACUACGACCUCCUGCUCGUCCCCAUCGCCAUUUGCAUCUUCUGCACCCUCCUCCAAUUGAAAUCUCCCCACUCUAAUAUUCCCAAGUUGGGCCGUGGGCUGGGCCUCAUUCUCCAAGGAACAUGGUUUAUCCAAAUAGGCUUCUCUUUAUUCUCGGGCUGGGUGGCUCAGGGAUGCUCUUUGCACCGAGCCAGUAGGGGGAACUACACGCUGAGGUGCAAGGGACACCCCGAGUAUCACAGGGCUAAGGCUAUUGCCACGCUCCAGUUCAAUUGCCACCUCGCUCUCUUCGUCCUCCUCCUCGUUGCUUUCUUCUCCUUCUUUUCUCCCACCAACGGAGUCCCUCUCGAUCAUACCACCAGGUAUGCGCCACUCGGAGCUGAAUUGCAAUCUUUUCAGGAUUCAGCCAACUUCACUCUCGAUUCUGAUGAUGGUGAUGACGAAGAGCAGAUUCAUCAUGCCAGUGACGCCACCCAGAAGGCAAUUGUUGUCCAACAUGCUGCCAAUGCCAAUGGUAAUGUUAAUGCCUCUCACCACUGAGUCAUGUGCUCUCGUUUCAUUCAAUGCUAGUGCUAUUACUCCAUGCUGUCAUUGCCUUCUCCUGUUUUGUUAUGUUAGGAGAACACAAAUUUUCACUUUGUAUAAAGGGAAAUAUUGGUCUGGUCCUAUUCAUUUCUUAGUUUGGUUUUGAUUCCUUGUUACCUAAAAUUAUAAUAUGCCCUUAAACUGCUUCAAAUGGAAAGGAAUUAUGUGAUUCGCUUUAGUUGUAAUUCAAAGUUCUUUUUAGAUUAUUGUGCAAUGGUUAGCUACAAUAUAUAUAGCCUGUGUGUCUCAGUUGGUUCAUAUUUCACUUCGAAAAUUUCGA
Molecule: messenger RNA, 1320 nt
Organism: Abrus precatorius (Indian licorice)
Lineage: Eukaryota; Viridiplantae; Streptophyta; Magnoliopsida; Fabales; Fabaceae
Exons: 1
Coding region: 90-995 (301 amino acids)
Source: RefSeq, a predicted model, not a curated record